AUGUCAAAUUUCUGGUUCAAAGACGACGCCUUUCUGGCGCCCGGCCAGCUGAAUGACUCUGAUAUGGUCGGCCCGAUUUUCGACGAGCCUCUUCCAGGCUCUGUGGCUAUGGCUCAACAAAACCAGCAAAAACAACCUGGAAACCAGCACAGUGGACCUGAUGCUGAUAUGUUUGCCCCAGGAGACAUGGGGCUCGGAGAAUUUGGACUUCAAAAACAAGGAAACCCGCUGGACAAUAAACUGCCUCAGAUGUUCAUGCGAAACGAUGGAGGUAUGGUGGGCCAACACCAGUCCCUUGAUGCGGGCCAAGGAAACAGUGGGUCUCAGCAGCUCGAUAGACAAAAACAAGAACAGCUUUUAAAAAUGAGACAGCAGAUUAUGCACCAGCAGAUGGUACACAACCAACAGAAGGCUCAGCAUCGCCAGCAGCCUGAACUAGCAGGGGCACGAAGCUCACCGCACAUGAACAUCAAUAAUGGGGAAAACCCUAUGCUAGGUGCGGGCAUGGCUGGACCAGGCGGUAUGGGCGGAGGAGGUAGUGUGCCUCAGAGUUUAUCUCAGAACUUGAAUCAGAAUUUCAUGAAUAGCGGUGGCAUGGGCAAUCUCAAUAUGCAUGGAGGUGGCCCUGGUGGGGGUCCUGGUGGCAUGGGUGGGCCCCAAGGGCCUGGCAACUUGCAAUUCAUGGGCAACCAAAUGAACAGGGUAGACUCUCCUCAUGGGCUGAUCCAACAAGGUGGAAAUGCUGCCUCUGCUAAGCAAGGAAUGGGCAACCUCGAAGGAAUGAUGCCUCAGGGCGGGCCCCAGGGCAUGAAUUUGGGCAGGAAUCAGAGCGCCAAUCAGAACCUUUCACAGAACGUUAACCAGAUGAGGGGCGCCGAUAGUUUUGAGGGUAGCCCUCAAAUGGGCCAGUUCGGGGGUAAUAACCCAGCCAUGGCUGGUCAGCAAGGCCCUGGUCCUAACAAAAACUUCGUGGGUCAGCGUAUGGCAGGUGCACCCACGCCAGGCUCAGAGAGUGGGUUUCAGGGAAACAGUGGUGGUCCUCCUAAGCUAACUCAAUCUCAAUUUGCCCUGUUACAGUAUGAGCUGUUGCAAAUGUCCCUCGCUGAUUACAUGAACCGUCGCAACACACCCAUCACUCAGGCACCAGUGGUGAACAAUAAGAAAAUCAACUUGUUGAUCCUCCAUCUUUUGACGAGAAAGAUUGGUGGUUUUCAUGCCGUUCUCAGGCAUCUUCAGACCUUGAAUCAGCCUUCGGCACAAGUCACAGACUGGACGAACGUUUGCAGGAAAUUGGGCCUUCUAGAUGGCAUAGAUAUUCAAAGCAACAUCAUCGCCAAGCAACAGAUUGAAAAACUGGUUGGUACGGUGUACUUGCAGUAUAUUCUUCCCUACGAACAGUAUGAUGCUACUGAGGAGGGCCGUAAAGAUCUUCAUGCUCGCCGUAUUCAGUUCCAAAGACAAUUGUAUCUCCGUUUCCAGCAACAACAGCAACAGCUACAGAGACAGCAGCAGCAUAGCCAAGCUUCAGGACAGAAUCUUAUGAAUCAGAAUCGGCAGCAAAGUCAGCCACAGCAACAAGAAGAUCUUGUGCAGAAACAGCAGCAAAAUUUCCAACAACAAAAUAGAAAUUCUCCACUUGUGAAUCAGUUUCAAUCUGCCCAAUCCCCUCACACCGGCGCUAUGCCUACUCCAAGUAUUGCACAAGGCAACAAAAUCUCACAGCCCGAACCACUCGAUGCUAGCCAACCUAGUUCUGUUCCUGGUAGCCUUCAGAGAAAAUCAUCUCAAGCGAGUCGAUCGAAUCAUGGUUCCCCCGCAGCACUUCAAUCGCCUUAUCUUCAACAGCAGGGAGCUUAUCGCUCUGGAAGUGUGACGCAGCGUCUGGCUUCUGUACAGCUGAGACAUGAGGCAUCCACUACACCAAGAAGACUGGUCGUCGCUACAGGUGAAGAAUUAGUGGAAGGAGAUCCCAAUACUAUUCGAAAAUACGUUCCUAUUAAGGAGAGCACCGAUACCCACGGUAGUAUCAAACUCAAGAAUAUCUCGGACAUUUCCGCAGAAAUCGAAUUAACAAAGCCAGUCUAUCUUUUUGCACCUGAAUUAGGCUCUUUGAACAUUCAUGCACUAACCAUGUCGCUAAAGAAUUACCUGAUUUCGAAUCCUGGUGAAAUAUAUUCCGCUCUCAAUACUUUGCUUGUGACAACCACGGAUGCCAAUUGCCAAUUCAAAGUUUCGGACGCUCCAGAAUUGCUAGACGCUUUGAUUAAUGCCGGGCUCAAAAUUUUGUCUCAUGUGCAAAAGGCACAAACAUCUGAAGAUCUUUAUCAGGAUGUGAAAUUGCGUCCAUCUGGUCCGAUUGAAGCGGUCUUCGAAAAGUAUGUGAAGGAAGAUGAGAUGAAUGGCGAAGACAUUGUGUAUAACGUCGAUUCGUUGACAGCAGAAUUGGUAGAGGACGACGAUUCCGAUAUCGAAGUUGAUGACAUCUUCUCUCCAGAGUUUCGUGAAACUGAGCUGCCCGAGUCAUCAUCUGAAUCUCCUAGCUAUAGCACUUUAGAGAUGCCUGACUUCCUCACCGGAUUACUAAAAUUUAGGGAAGAAAAUAAGCACUAUUUCAGCAAAAUUCAGACGAAAAGUGCUACCGAUACGAGAAUAUUCUUCGUUGAUUUGAUGAUAACGGUAACCAUGACCUUGAGAAACUUAUCAUUCACAGGAGACAGCAGGGCACUUAUGGCUUCCAAUCGCCUCUUCCGUGAUUUGAUCUUCAAGACGAUAAAGGCUGUUGCUGUUAAUCCUGCUGCUUUUGUUUUCCAACGUAAGAGGUUUUGCUUAUUGAAGGAUUGUCUCGUUAUGCUUGAUCAGAUUGCCUUCCAUAUGGAACUUGAAAGCUUGGAGGAGGCAUUUUUGACCUACUUGCUUGUGAGUGCAUUUGCGCCUAAGCUUGAUGAACACGAAGACGAUCCGAACAGAAGAUUCGAUAUCCCUGGGGCACAAGUCGACAUUCACACGUAUUUGCCAUACGGCGUUGAUACCUUCGCCAAGCUACUUGUAAGAGAACCUAAGAGCCGUGCAUUCCUUCAAGCUGUUCUCACGGGCUCUUUGAAUGUGACUUCCUCCGCUGAGCACCCUAGCGCCAGAUCUGUCACCGUCACCCCUGAGGAUCAUCAUGAGACCAAAAAAUUGGCAUUGGCUUAUCUCAAAGGAGACCAACAUGCCCUAAAAUCCGGUCGCUUGCUUACAAGAGCUUUCAAGCUCAUGAUGAGUACGGUUCCAUUUACCGUGAGCGGUAUUGAGUUCACUCGUUUUGCAUUACAAAGGUCUACUACAACGUUGCAGGCUCUUUUUGGCGUGAAGCUCAUAAUCGACUUAAUUCCGUCGGAGGACGUCAAUGCACACCUUCACAACCUUCCCUUGUGGUGGCUCGCUGGUAACAUUCAGAUGCUCUUGUUUAAUUUUACCAAAAACACUUUAUCGCUUAUCACGGAGUCUGUCAAAUUUCCCAGACACACGCAGGAGCAUAAGAUCUUAUCUUGUGUUGGAACUCGCUCUCUUACAGUUGUCAAUAGCUUAUUGGGAAGAGCUGUGACGAUGAAAAAAUCCUUGGAGAAUGGAGAAUUAGAUGACUCGCCAGAGAAGGACGAGAUCAAAGGUGCCAUUCACAAAGUGGAAUCUUUAUACAGAGUUCAGCCAGAGAGUGAAUUUGUACUCAACACUCUUCUCGCUGCAUCAAUUGAUCCAGAUGUUGCUCAAGAGGUUGUGAGACUCCAUGGAUUACUUGACCAUUUCCAGUAA
Candidozyma auris is the source of this 3789-nucleotide messenger RNA. RefSeq names its product Swi1p (gene SWI1). NCBI's taxonomy places the organism in Eukaryota, Fungi, Ascomycota, Pichiomycetes, Serinales, Metschnikowiaceae. The coding region runs from base 1 to 3789 and encodes 1262 amino acids. The record is from RefSeq and is a predicted model, not a curated record. Gene Ontology annotation, biological process: regulation of transcription by RNA polymerase II. Gene Ontology annotation, molecular function: transcription cis-regulatory region binding. Gene Ontology annotation, cellular component: SWI/SNF complex; nucleus. The transcript has a single exon.